CUGCUAUCACCAAAGCCACGAGUCUGAGCCCACUUUCAGGCCACCUGGAUAACCUCUCUGCCAUGUCUCCUCUACGGCCCCUCUUGCUCUUAGUGCUGCUGGUUCUAGGGACCCAGAUUUCUUAUGCUCAACACUGGUCCCAUGGCUGGUAUCCUGGGGGAAAGAGGGACUUAGAUGGGAUCCCAGGCCUAGAGCCUUCUGAAGAAGGGAAACCGUGGGAUGGUGGUGAGAUGUCCCUGCUGAAGACGCUGCUGACUGAAGUUCUGGCCCAGCAACAACAGAAGAAGUGACUGGGCCCAACACCCUUCCCCCACGGUGUCAGCAGACACCUUGCUCUCAGCUCCUGGGACUUCUCACUGACCUUUCCUUGUUUAUUAUCGAUGUCUAUCCUCUCUCCUAGUAAGCCCCGGAAGAUGGGGUUUGCCGGGUCAAACUUAGCAGCCCCAGGGCAUUGCUCCAAGUAGGUAAUUAAUAAAUGUGUUCCGUUAUCCAUA
Trichosurus vulpecula (common brushtail) is the source of this 494-nucleotide messenger RNA. RefSeq names its product progonadoliberin-2. Gene Ontology annotation, molecular function: hormone activity. Gene Ontology annotation, biological process: multicellular organism development. NCBI's taxonomy places the organism in Eukaryota, Metazoa, Chordata, Mammalia, Diprotodontia, Phalangeridae. The record is from RefSeq and is a predicted model, not a curated record. Gene Ontology annotation, cellular component: extracellular region. The coding region runs from base 63 to 290 and encodes 75 amino acids. The transcript has 4 exons.